Messenger RNA from Helianthus annuus (common sunflower), 1703 nucleotides. Its product is annotated as probable pectate lyase 8. The record is from RefSeq and is a predicted model, not a curated record. Gene Ontology annotation, molecular function: pectate lyase activity. The coding region runs from base 116 to 1429 and encodes 437 amino acids. The transcript is spliced from 6 exons. NCBI's taxonomy places the organism in Eukaryota, Viridiplantae, Streptophyta, Magnoliopsida, Asterales, Asteraceae.
UCAUUCUCCUCCCUCAUUCAUUCUACCACUUCUUUCUACAGAGAGACAAAAGAUACAUAAACUUAGAGAGUGUGUGUGUGUGUGUGAAUUUGCUUCUGAAUUGUAGCAAGCAACAAUGUCGAAUUCUCUAAGAUUUUUCACAAUCUGUUCACUAAUCGUUCUUGCGAUUGGCGUUUCCGUCAAUGCUGUUUCCAGUGGAGAAGAUAUUCAUGAGUUGAAGAGCUUAGUAACCAACUCGACGACUGCGAAUAAUAGAUUUGCAAUGGAAAGGAAUGAUAGUGUUGUUGUUGAUGAUCCGGAAAUGGUGGCUUCCAUGGUUCACAUGAGCAUUCGUAACAGCACAGAGAGAAGAAAACUAGGUUUCUUUUCAUGCGGCACAGGAAACCCAAUUGAUGAUUGUUGGCGAUGCGACAAAAACUGGCAACGCCACCGCAAGCGCCUGGCAGAAUGUGCAAUCGGGUUUGGACGGAGCGCAGUUGGUGGCCGUGAUGGUCAGUACUAUGUUGUAACCAACCCCAACGAUGACGAUGCAGUAAACCCUAAACCCGGAACCCUAAGACACGCUGUCAUCCAAGAUAAACCAUUGUGGAUUGUCUUUAAACGUGACAUGGUCAUUACCUUAAAACAAGAACUGAUCAUGAACAGUUUCAAAACAAUUGAUGCUCGCGGAGUUAACGUUCAUAUCGCAAACGGGGCUUGCAUCACGAUCCAAUACGUUACAAACAUUAUCAUACAUGGGUUGCAUAUUCACGACUGCAAGCGGACCGGUAAUGCCAUGGUUCGAAGCUCGCCUUCGCACUUUGGUUGGAGAACCAUGGCUGAUGGUGAUGGUAUUUCGAUCUUCGGCGGAAGCCAUAUUUGGAUCGAUCAUAAUUCUUUAUCGAACUGCGCUGAUGGUCUGAUUGAUGCCAUUAUGGGUUCGACCGCUAUUACCAUUUCGAAUAACUUAUUCACCCAUCAUAACGAGGUGAUGUUAUUGGGUCAUAGCGAUUCGUACAAGCGAGACAAGGUUAUGCAAGUGACUGUUGCUUACAACCAUUUCGGAGAGGGUCUUGUUCAGCGAAUGCCAAGGUGUAGGCACGGGUAUUUCCAUGUUGUAAAUAAUGACUACACGCACUGGGAAAUGUACGCUAUCGGUGGCAGUGCAAACCCCACUAUUAACAGUGAAGGCAACAGAUUCCUUGCACCAUCUAACCCGAACGCAAAAGAGGUGACAAAGAGAGUGAUAACAACUGGGAAAUGGAAGCAGUGGAAUUGGAGAUCAGAAGGAGACCUGAUGUUGAACGGUGCAUACUUCAUACCAACGGGUGCAGGCGCAGGAGCCAGCUAUGCAAAAGCUUCAAGCCUAAGUGCACAACCGUCUUCUGUAGUGGCCACUCUUACCUCCGGUGCUGGUGCACUUCCUUGCCGUCGAGGAAGACAGUGUUAAAUUGAUUAUUUUGAAAUGAAACACGAAAGGAAAUAAUCUUUAAUUUUUACACAAAUGUUGGUCCCAUUGCUAGAAGUUCAACCUCGGUGUUGCUCUCCUGGAGCAAGGCCAGAAGUGUUGUUCUCACUUAAAAUCGUUAUUCGUUACGAUAAAGCCUAUCACGAGUCUGUACAUUUAUGUAGUUUACAUGUAAUUCUCUUGAUAGACAGCAGGUAAUCAGCAUUUAAGAUUGUUUAGCCAAUAAUUAUUUCAUUAAAGAGAUUAUUUGAUGUGA